Aplosporella prunicola CBS 121167 is the source of this 2976-nucleotide messenger RNA. RefSeq lists its product as uncharacterized. NCBI's taxonomy places the organism in Eukaryota, Fungi, Ascomycota, Dothideomycetes, Botryosphaeriales, Aplosporellaceae. The transcript is spliced from 2 exons. The record is from RefSeq and is a predicted model, not a curated record. Gene Ontology annotation, biological process: establishment of cell polarity. The coding region runs from base 1 to 2976 and encodes 991 amino acids. Gene Ontology annotation, cellular component: cell tip; cytoplasm. Gene Ontology annotation, molecular function: cytoskeletal regulatory protein binding.
AUGGCCGACGACGCCGGCACCCGCUCCUCUUCAGCUUCCAGCCGGUCGGCGCAGUCGCGAAGGGCGCUGAACCCCCAGCAGCAGCUCUCGCAGAUCGAAAAGAGCGUCACCCACCUGCUCGUCGCCACCAAGCAGCUUCUGGAAACCCUGACGCUAUGGUCGCGCGGGACAGCAACGGAAAGCGAGGUCUCAGAUGUCUACGUCCGCCUUGGCUAUGAGUUCAACAUUGCUUCUCGAGCCUUCAACGCCAUCGGCGUCGACACGUCGGACCUCGGCAACGUGCCCGAGCUGCUGCGAAGCAUCUUGGAGGAGACGCUCAGCCAAGAAGCUUCGCAGGCUAGCCUCGAUCGGUUUCUGCCCAGGAUACGCGACAUCAUCAUCAACCUGUUGCACGGCCUGAAGAAGAAGCAACAGCGGCUGCGACAAAGGAGCAACAGGGACUCGAAUGGAACAAACGGAACAAGCUCGAGACAUGAGAGUCUGGGUGAAGAAGAACUCCCACAACGGACGUCGAGCAGGCAAUCCGGCGGCCGCCACGGCAGUGGUGAUUUGGGCCAUAGCCAUCCGGGGUUGCCGCCGAGGACAAUAUCUGCCCCGGGCCGGUCGUCUCCCAGCAAGUAUGACAGUCUCCCAGCGAGUUCCAAAUCUCCUCGCAACACCCGCGAAUCUUCGAAUUCCUCCUUGUCCAGCAAUGCGGCGCAAAACAUACCCAUAAUAGCCCCGUACCCUGACGAGGAAAGGAUGCCUGCCCAUCCUGAGAAUCCAACACCAAAAUACAAUGUCGCCGACUUUCCUCCACCGCCACCGCCCCCCAAGCAGGAAGAUGCGCUCUUGACACUGCAGCGCUCUGGAGAGUUGGAGCGUAGGGCGUCGCGGAGGUUUUCCGCAUACCAAAUCCAGAAACAUCUGGGUUCGUCACCUAUGCCUAUGCUCCCGACUCAAACCACGCCUGUGCCCAACCGGGGAAGGGAUGCGCGAGACUCCAUGAACGCGGUUAGGAAUCGGGCAUCAAUGCUUCCUAGCCGUCAGCGCUCCGCCCAACGUGUACCACAAGACACUUCGCCCAGCAGAACCAAUAACUUGGCUGCACGUAGAAUAUCUGAGGAGCCCAGCCACGCGGAUGCUACCGCCCCAUCAAUUCCGCCCCCCGAAGAAGAGGCUCAGGAGGAAAGCCCUGUGAAAACACCAGCUGACAAGCUACGCCCCGAGGACGCCGGCGACGAAAAGCCGGAGUUGGGCGCGACGGUAACUGGUCCAGUUGAUGAGGCGGGACUUGGAGGACCGGUCGAGGAACCAGCCCAAGGCGGACUUGCCACGGCUCCCCGAGAUGCCAAGUCUCCAACCCCUCAGCCUGGGGAAUUCAUCCCUCACCAAUCUCCUCAACCUGGCAAGGAGUUGACCUUGUUCUUACAAUACAAGAGCAAGAUUAAGAAGUUCACGCUCGCUGAUGGAUACAACGACCUUUCUUUGGCCCGCCUGCAGCUCGCCUUCAUCGAAAAGUUUGCGUGGAACACCCAUAAUAAUGGCGUAGAUUUGCCAGACAUUUACAUCCAGGAUCCUGUCUCUGGCGUCAGGCACGAACUGGAGGAUUUAAGCGAUAUCAAGGACCGCGCAGUGUUGGUGCUCAACGUCGAAGUGCUUGACGAAGUCAAGCGGCAUUUUGACGAUGGUCUUGGUGAUUUGCGAAAGCUCGUUGAGGGCAUAAAGUCGGCCGUCACCGACCAGCAAUCCGCUAUCCAGCGCGUCUCCGACCGCCAGGUAGAUGCUGCAAAGGAGAUGGCCAGUCUGGCUGCUGCACCCCCAGUUUCCGCCCGUGCCUCGGUUGUGUCUCCUCCUGCGGUGAGCGCUGCAUCCACUGCACCAACGCCCAAGAAUUCUGCUGGGCAAAUGAGUGAGAUUCAAUCUUUGAGGCGCGACUUGGCUGUUGUUCGCCAGACCUACACCUCUUUCGUUGCGGACAUUGAAGCGAGUAUGGGUACAAUUCGCACAAAGGCUGCCUCGGUCAAAUCGACUGCUUUCAAGGCUGCAAUUCCAACUCUAUCCGGCGACAGUGGUCGCGCCUACGUCAAUGGCGGAAAGAAGACCCUCAACGACGACUCCGAGAAAAUUGUCAACAAGGUCGACGACUUACAAGAUCUUGUGGAAGAUCUGCGCAAAGACGUCGUCUCACGUGGUGUCCGACCCGUCCCAAGGCAGCUUGAAGCCGUGGCUAAGGACAUCAGCGUUGCCACUUCGGAAGUCAAGAGGCUGCAAGACUUCCUUAAGAAGGAGAAGCCUCUCUGGACUAAGAUUUGGGAGCAAGAGCUGCAGAUGGUCAUGGAGGACAGAGAGAUGCUUACCAUGCAAGAAGAGUUGGCACUUGAUCUGCAAGAUGAUCUGGAGAAGCUCUCGGAGACAUUUGGCUUGGUUGAACAAGCCACCAAGCAACAAAUGCAGUCGACGCCGACGAACCGCGCGGCAAACGCUAGGGCUAACUUGCGCUCCAUUGACGCCGAUACGUCUGCUGAUCCUCGCGAGGCGAAAGACGGGGUGCUUGGCGAGGUCAGGGCCCUGCAACCCAACCACGAAGGCCGCCUCGAAGCCAUUGAGCGCGCAGAGAAAGCCAGACAACGCGAACUCGAAAGCCGCCGUGGAGGCGAGUUCCAGAGAGAACUUGGCGCUUUCGUUGAAGAAGGCAAGCUCAAGAAGAGUGGUGGUGUUGAGGAGAUUGAGCGUCAACGCGUUAUUAAGGACGAGCGCAUUAGAAAAGAGGUGUUUGAGAGGCAAGCACAAAUGGCUAUCGAGCGCGAGAAAAAGCGGGCGGAUGCCGCGGCAGCUAGGAAAGCAGCGGCUGCAGCGGAGGCAGAGAAGGCCGCAGCCCCAGAAGGCGAAGCUGAGAAUGAGGAACCGAAGGAUGGAGCAGCACCAGAGACGGAGGCUAAAGAGGAGCAGCCUGCUGCCACCGAAGGUGGUGAGCCGAGUGCCGCUGAAUCUUGA